GUCGGGGCCGCCACCGCGUCGUCCCUCCCUCCCUCCCGGUGCCUUCGCGGCGCAGCCCCGAGGAGUGAGUGGCCGGAGAGGGCGGCGGGCGCCGGCGCGGUGAGCCAUGUUGAGGAGGAUCCUGCAGAGGACUCCUGGGAGAGUUGGUGCUCAAGGUUCUGAUUUAGAUUCUUCAGCGACUCCUAUAAACACAGUGGAUGUUAAUAAUGAAAGCUCUUCAGAGGGCUUCAUCUGUCCAUUAUGUAUGAAAAGAUGUAGAACAGCUAUUGAUUUGUCGGAGCAUUACCAGAAAGUACACGCUGAGAAUGAAGCAAGAGGACAGGAGCUUCUUAAUGACUCCAGUGUUACUGGCUUUAUCUGUCCCCAGUGUAUGAAAUCUCUCGGAUCCGCUGAUGAACUUUUCAAACACUACGAGGCAGUUCAUGAUGCCGGCCACGACUCAAGUCAUGGAGGAGAGGCUGAUCUUGCUCUGAAGCGAGAGGACAUAACACUACUUAGACAAGAAGUUCAAGACCUGCAGGCCUCACUGAAGGAGGAAAAAUGGUUCUCAGAAGAAUUAAAGAAAGAGCUCGAGAAAUUCCAAGGGCUGCGGCAGCAAGAACCUAAGCCUGAUGGAUUGGUGGCUGAUUCAUCAGCAGAACUGCAGUCUUUGGAACGGCAAUUAGAAGAAGCCCAAACAGAAAAUUUUAAUAUCAAGCAAAUGAAAGAUUUAUUUGAACAGAAAGCAGCCCAACUUGCUACUGAAAUUGCAGAUAUUAAGUCAAAAUAUGAUGAAGAGAAGAGUCUUCGAGAAGCUGCUGACCAAAAAGUGAUACAUCUGACAGAAGAUCUAAACAAAGAGGCAACUGUAAUCAGAGACCUGAAGACUGAGCUGCUUCAGAGACCUGGUAUAGAAGAUGUUGCUGUGCUCAAGAAAGAACUGGUGCAAGUUCAAACACUAAUGGACAACAUGACCUUGGAGCGUGAGAGAGAAUCUGAAAAACUCAAGGAUGAGUGUAAGAAAUUACAAGCAAACAACGCUAACUCAGAGGCUACAAUAAGCCAGUUAAGAAGUGAGCUUGCCAAGGGGCCCCAGGAAGUUGCUGUGUAUGUGCAGGAAUUACAAAAACUUAAAAGUUCAAUGAAUGAGUUGAUACAAACAAACGAGAAAUUAAACGAAAAGUUACUGAAAAAAGAACGGGAAUAUACCCAGUUAGAGGAGAAACAUAGCGAAGAAUGUGUGAGUAAAAAGAACAUGCGGGCAAGCCUUCAUCAAAGAGACCUAGACUGCCAGCAGCUGCAGUCAAGAGUAUCUGCAUCUGAAGCCUCACUGCAGAGGAUACAGGCAGAACUGGGUGAAAAGGGAGAAGCUGCUCACAGGCUCAAAGAAGAAUUAUCUGAAGUAGAGGCCAAGUACCAGCAUCUGAAGGCUGAGUUCAAGCAGCUGCAGCAGCAGAGGGAAGAAAAGGAGCAGCAUGGGUCACAACUCCAAAGUGAGAUCAACCAAUUACACAGCAAACUUCUGGAGACAGAACGUCAGCUCGGGGAAGCUCAUGGUAGACUGAAGGAGCAGAGGCAGCUUUCAAGUGAAAAAUUGAUGGAUAAAGAACAGCAAGUGGCUGACCUCCAACUCAAGCUAUCUCGGCUUGAAGAGCAGUUGAAGGAAAAAGUGACGAACCUCACGGAAUCGCAGCACCAGUUAGAUAAAGCAAAGCAGCAGCAUCAGGAGCAGCAGGCCCUGCAGCAGAGCACAGCAGCCAGGCUAAGAGAGGCUCAGAAUGAUUUGGAGCAAGUACUGCGUCAAAUUGGUGAUAAGGACCAGAAGAUACAGAACCUGGAAGCCUUAUUACAGAAAAGCAAAGAAAAUAUUUCCUUAUUAGAAAAGGAGAGAGAAGACCUUUAUGCAAAAAUUCAGGCUGGUGAAGGAGAGACUGCCGUUCUUAACCAGCUACAGGAAAAAAACCACAUGUUACACGAGCAGUUAAUCCAGCUAACGGAGAAGCUGAAGAAUCAGUCAGAAAGCCAUAAGCAAGCCCAGGAGGAUCUGCACGACCAGGUGCAAGAACAGAAGACACACCUCCGCGCAGCGCAAGACCACGUCCUUUCCCUGGAAGCCACUGUCAGUGAAUUAAAUGGUCAGUUAAAUGAAAGCAAGGAGAAGGUCUCCCAGCUUGACAUACAGAUCAAAGCCAAAACUGAAUUGUUACUGUCAGCAGAAGCAGCCAAAACUGCUCAGAGAGCAGAUCUCCAGAACCAUUUGGACACGGCUCAAAAUGCACUACAAGAUAAGCAGCAGGAGUUAAAUAAGAUUACAGCUCAGUUGGACCAGAUCACCGCAAAGUUGCAGGAUAAACAAGAGCACUGCAGUCAGCUGGAAAGUCAUCUUAAAGAAUACAAAGAGAAACAUCUUUCUUUAGAGCAGAAAACCGAAGAGCUAGAAGGUCAAGUUAAGAAACUGGAAACUGAUAUUCUUGAAGUGAAAGCAAGCAAAGAGCAAGUUCUGCAGGAUCUGCAGCAGCAAAGACAGUUGAAUACAGAUUUAGAGCUGAAAACCACAGAACUGAGUAAACAGCUGGAAGUGGAGAAAGAAAUAGUAUCCAGUACGAAGUUGGAUCUACAGAAAAAAUCCGAAGCCCUUGAAAAUAUUAAGCAAAUGCUUACCAAACAUGAAGAAGAAAAACUAACCCUUAGACAAGAAAUUGAAAAAUUAAAUCAUGGUGCAAAAAUGCAGCAUAAGGAAUUGAGUAACAGAAUUCAAACAUCAGCAACAGAACUAGAGAAAGUGAAGAAGGAGAAAGAAAUGCUAGUAACGGAGCUUUCUGCAGCGAAAGAGGAUUUAUCCAAAGUUUCCGAUUCAUUGAAAAACUCCCAAAGUGAAAUUGAAAAGGAAAAACAGAAAGGAAAAGCUGCAAUAUUAAAUUUGGAAAAAACUUGCAAGGAAUUAAAACAUCAGCUUCAAGUACAGGCAGAAAACACACAAAAGGAACAGAGUGAACUGAAAAAGUCUCUUGAAAAAGAGAAGGAGAGCUCUCAUCAGCUGAAGUUGGAACUCAAGUCAGUGCAGGGACAAGUGAUGCAGGCCCAAAGCUCUUUAAAAGAAAAGGAAAAGGUGGAACAGCAACUUCAGGGAAGCAUAAAUGAACUCAAGCAACUGACUGAACAGAAGAGAAAGCAAGUUGAAACACUCCAAGGAGAAGUGGAAGUCGCUGUUUCACAGAAGACAGAGCUUGAGAAUAAGCUGCAGCAGCAGUUAACACAAGCAGCGCAGGAGCUCACGGCGCACAGAGAGAAACUGACUGCGUUACAAAGCACCUAUGACAGAAGUCAGGAACACCUGAACCAGCUCCAGUCUGAUUUCUGUGGGAAGGAAUCUCAGCUCCUAGCCGCAAGGCAAGCUCUUAAGUCCGUAGAAGAGAAGCUUUCUCUAGCACAGGAGGACUUGAUUUCAAACAGAAAUCAGAUUGGAAGUCAAAAUAAAUUGAUUCAAGAACUGAAGACUGCCAAUACUACUUUGGAGCAAGACUCAACCAAGAAGGAACAGCAAUUGAAGGAACAGAAUAAAGUUUUGCAGGAUAUUCAAAAAGAAAAGUCACUGAAGGAAAAAGAACUUGCAAAUGAAAAAUCUAAAUUGGCCGAGAUAGAGGAAAUUAGAAGUAGACAAGAAAAAGAAGUAACUAAAUUGAGUGAGGAAUUCAAGUCCCACAAGCAAGAAAGCCUAAAGGAGGUGACAAAUCUCAAAGAUGCCAAGCAGCUUUUGAUUCAACAGAAACUAGAGCUCCAAGGGAAAGUGGAUUCCCUGAAGGCAAAUCUUGAACAAGAGAAGAAAAACCAGCAGAUGUUCAAAGAGCAGGUGCAAAAGGAAGAAGAUAAGUUGAAAAAAGAAUUUCUCGAGAAGGAAGCUAAACUGCAUUCUGAAAUAAAGGAAAAGGAAGCAGGAAUGAAGAAGCACGAAGAAAAUGGAGCUAAGCUUACCAUGCAGAUCACGGCACUGAACGAGAACCUCGGCACAGUGAAGAAGGAGUGGCAGUCCAGCCAGCGGAGGGUCGGCGAGCUCGAGAAGCAAACGGACGACUUGCGGGGUGAAGUGGCUGUGCUGGAAGCGACCGUUCAAAACAAUCAGGACGAGCGCCGUGCCCUGCUGGAGAGAUGUCUUAAAGGAGAAAGUGAAAUAGAAAAGCUCCAAACCAAAGUCCUAGAACUGCAGAGAAAGCUGGAUAACACAACUGCAGCAGUGCAGGAACUGGGCCGAGAAAACCAGUCUCUUCAGAUCAAGCAUACACAAGCACUGACUAGGAAGUGGGCUGAAGACAACGAAGUCCAAAACUGCAUGGCCUGUGGGAAAGGCUUUUCAGUAACAGUGAGACGGCAUCAUUGCAGACAAUGUGGAAAUAUCUUCUGUGCUGAGUGUUCAGCUAAAAAUGCCUUAACUCCUUCUUCUAAGAAGCCUGUUCGUGUCUGUGACGCAUGUUUCAAUGACUUGCAAGGAUGAUGGGGUAUUUCGACUUCAAAGUAAUAUUAUACAGACAUUAGAUUUCUAAUAAAUGCACUUACUAGAGGUCUUGGACUGCUAUUUGACUUGGACAGUGGUUGCAAUUCUAGACCAGAUUAGAUCUCCUAUAUUUUAAAAUGAUAUAUCCAGUAAAACUUUCUAUUUUUUGCGAGAUAUGGGCUCAUCUUUCAUUAUUUUUGUUUCCUUUUAAGCUCUGGCAUAGCUCUCAUUCCAAGUGUAGAAACAGCCAAUGAAAUGUAAAUAAACUUUGAACAGAAAAUAGCAAUGUAUUUUUUUAAAUAUAAUUUCACUGUUCACAAAUGACAUGAGUACAUGUCCAUAGUUCAUUUCUUUCUAAUGAAAUUAGUGUACAGAAAUGGACACGGCGAUAUCAUCACAUCAUAUAUGUUGCACAAUAAUCCAUUAGUUAUAUCCAGUUUUACCUUUGCGAUGUCCUACAUUAAACUACAACACAAACUUUUUUGUUUCUCACAUCUAUGACCAUAGUUAGUUGCUGUGUCAUAAAUUUACUAUUUAAGUGUGCUGAAUGUGUACAAUCUAUAAAUCCAAACAUGAUUUUUAUUUUAACAGUACUAAGUUUUCUUGGGUAGAUAUUAUGAAAACCCUUGUAGAAUCAAUUUGCUUUACUUUUUGGAUAUACUGGGAAUGUAUUUUAAAGAUUAGGGCAAUUUCUUCUCUAUGUCUUUAUUUCUCUUAAACUCCCACUUAAUCUUCAUUAAAUAUCCUAUGAAAAAAUUCACCUUUAUUUGGAGAAUGAAUAAUAGAGAUGUAUAAAGGUCAUCUUCUGUUUUGUGUAAGUGGGAAACCUUCUGAGAGGAACUUUUAUAUUAGACUUUCACUUUGUUUCUCUAGAACCUUUAAUAAUCUGUAUUUGCUUUUUACAAAAUAGAUCUUUUUUCCCUUUUCUUGGUUUAGCCACCCCAAGCAUAGCUCAGCUUCCCUGUAAUUAACUUUCUAACUGUGCGACUUAAAGCUUAGUAACUCAUAAAGCUGUAGUCUUACAUGUGACAACAAAUACCAAAUGACAAAGAGACAUUAAAUAUCCUACUUUGUAUUUUAGUAUUAGCUAAUAGGAAAUUUUAAAUAAUUUUUUACUUUAUUUACAUUUUAAAUGUUUCUAAACUGUUCUACAUCUUUUAAUUUGCAACAAUAAUGCUGUGAAAUUACUUUUGAUUAACAACUAAAUAACAGAGUAUCAUGAAAAAUGAAUGUAUUAGGAACCCCGUUACAGUCAGGAGUUAAAAGAGUGACCAAGGCUAAUUAACAGUUAGCUUAUCUGUAAGCUCAACAGUGGAAUUAAAUUUUAAUUUAUCAUAGCUUGAUUAACUUGGAAGAUGGAAAAGCAUCUGAAGAGUGAAGUCAGUGUCUUUUAGCAAAAGAGCAGUCUUUCCAGCGAAGAAAGGCCUGGCUGAUACAUUUAUUUAUUCCCAUGCAGUUGGUAACAACAGUAGGGAAGGAUGGGAGUUGAAAAUGCACUUCCAACAAGGAGUUUGCAACAUGUAUUUGUGCUUUUAGGUAGCAUGUGGAAGUGAGAUUGUAGAAACAAUGUACAGAAACUGAAAAAGACUGCCACAUAUUCAUUUGAUUACUGAAAAGCAAAACACUACAUAAACCCUGUCAGUAACUAUUAAGGACACUGACUGAGUCCCUUAACUUGGCUAAAUCUUUGUCCUUGAGCAUAUAAAAUGCAGGGAAAUAAUGGUUCUUUAUUAAAAAUAGUAGUUGAAUGAUAUAAAUCAAGCUAGAAUUAUUACUAAACAAUUUUUUAUAUAUUUCAGGUUCCCUGCAAGUCUUCUUAACUGUACACAUUUACAUAUAAGUAUCUUAAUAAGUGUGCUGGAAAAACAGGUAUUCACACCUCUUUUUACUGUUCUAAAAUCAUAAAACCUCAUGAGCAUUCUUGUUCACUUCAUCUUCUGACGGGGUAAACAGAAGCCUCCCCCUCUCCCCCCGGCUCUGCCCCCUUUCCCCAGAGUCACAAAAAUAUGAACACAGCCAACACACAACCACGUAUGUUAGCAUUUCUAGUUUUUAGCUAUCAAUACUCACUUCACAGGUUCUAAAUAAUUUAUCAUAGGCUCUUUACUAACGUUAGGAAUGAAACCUAAUAUGUUUGCUAUUAACUCUCACCAGUGUAAGAUGUUUUGACAACAAAAGUUAAAGGUUUUCACUUCCUUUUAAUUGAAAUGUCUUCUGAGUCUUUAUUGGCUCUACAUUCUAGCUGUUUGCCUGUAGUGUUACUUUGUCAAUAUCGGAGUUGGCAUUACACAGAGUCACAGCUCAUGAUCCUAACGCAAAGCAUGUUGGCAUCAUAUGUUAGUCAAUUCUGACCCGGGCACAGAGAAGCAAGUAUAAAUCACAUCUUGCUGGGUUCAUGUACAAUCAAAUAUACCUACAGAAUUUUCUGAUAGGAAGAAGACAGUGUGCUGCUGGUCUAGGAUUUGUUUAUUUUGAAGAAAAGAGGGAAACAAACACAAAAACCUCAACGCAGUGUGCAAAUAACGUUUUGUUCAACUACCUCUUAAUGUGGAAUUAGCUAGUGUCAUAGUGUCUUCACAGCAAUGUUCAAUAGUAACUGCCAGAUUGGUCAGUUGCCCACCUCUCUUGAAAAGGCUUGAUGAUUAUUUUCUAGUUCUGGGAACUUCCCAGUCAACUUAGUUUUCUUUUUUAACCUUGUAUUUGCAUAACCAGUCUAGCUUUUAAGUGAAGAGCAAAUUACGAUCUUAUAUUUUGAUACUCGCAACCUGUUUGACGAUAGUUGUUUUUUUUUUUUUUUUCUUAAACGCACUUUGACUAAGGAAAAAAAAAAAAAAAACUAUGGAUGAUUUGAUCCAUAAGAUUGAAAUGUGCCAUUGAUUCAGUAUCCAAGACAUGAGCUUGAUGAGCGGUGUUCUGCAGUUAUGAUGCACACAUCACUGCGUCUCCAGUGCCCUUUGCCUGAGUUUUAAUGAUCAACUUCUUAUUGUUGCAGAUGUGAAUAUUGUGCAUAAACUUACUAAAUUUGUGUAAAAUUAUAUAAAAUAGAAUUGGGAAUGAGUCCUUUCUAUGUAGAAGUAAGGAGUUAAUUGUAACCCGAGGCAUUUCGUGUAUGUGACAUUGUAUACUUCACGAACUGCGUCUCAUAUUCCUAGCUUCUGUAGAUACUUCUGCAUGCUUGUUUUCUGAUUUUGUUUCGGAUUAAUGAUUUGUAAUGUGUUCACUAUUUGUGAUCAGGUAGUUGUGCCUUAUGUUGUGAGAGAGUUUAGUUCAGUAGACACUGUAAUUUCUAAACUCUGGUUGGAGGGUUAUUGAAAUUAGAUGACAUUAUCUACAUCUGUAUAAAGAACAAUGGAAGGAUCCUAAUAUUGAACUGUUGUUGCUUCUGUUUUUUAAUAUGUUAAAGAUUAAAAAAUCAUUUCUAG
Erinaceus europaeus (western European hedgehog) is the source of this 7890-nucleotide messenger RNA. It is a transcript of the gene EEA1, whose product is annotated as early endosome antigen 1. NCBI's taxonomy places the organism in Eukaryota, Metazoa, Chordata, Mammalia, Eulipotyphla, Erinaceidae. The transcript has 30 exons. The record is from RefSeq and is a predicted model, not a curated record. Gene Ontology annotation, cellular component: early endosome. Bases 107 to 4468 code for a protein of 1453 amino acids. Gene Ontology annotation, molecular function: 1-phosphatidylinositol binding; metal ion binding. Gene Ontology annotation, biological process: endocytosis.